Molecule: messenger RNA, 2148 nt
Organism: Camellia sinensis
Lineage: Eukaryota; Viridiplantae; Streptophyta; Magnoliopsida; Ericales; Theaceae
Source: RefSeq, a predicted model, not a curated record
AUGGCGACGGAGGAGGAUGAGAUGUUCCCUAUUCAUAAAAUCCACGAUAACCUCAUGCCGGCCGUGGUAUAUCACAUGUCCAAACUCAAAAUCUCUGAGGCGGACAAAAGUGUACGCAAAUUCAUUGACUGGAUCAACAACGAUCUGGUUGAUGUCCAUGGCGCUCUUCAUAGGCUCAAGGAGACGGAGCUACUUCUCAACGUUCAGAUGAAGGAGUUAGUCUGUGUCUUGAAUGAUAUCUCCAAAACCAAGGCUGGCAUGGAUUCCAUGAGAUUGGAGUCUGAACAGUCCAUUGGACAACGCCGAAUGAAAAAAGAAGUCUCUAAACUGGAAAAGGUUGUUACCAAAUUGAAGGAGACGGUGAAUUUGAAUGGCAGUUUCAAUCUUCACUCGUACGUGGAGUCCAAGGAUGAGAUGUUGGCAAUCCAUAAGAUUGACCGUGAACUCAUGCCGGUUGUGCUAAAUCACGUGUCUAAGCUCAAGAGCUCCAUCCCCGAAACCCACAGGGAAGAACUGAAGGAUUUGGAUGGGUUCAGGAUCGAUCUUCUUGAUGCCAGAGACGCCAUUGGAAAGCUCAAUGAAGCAGAGCGCCUUGUGAAUGAUCGGAUGAAAGAGUUAGUGUGCAUCAACCUGGACGACAUCUCUAACGAAAUAAAUGCUACCGCGGAAGGAAGACAAAGUGCUGCGCUCAAAGAAUUCAUGGGAUGGGAAUAUAAUGAGUUUUUUGAUUGGGAUGACGAUUCUGAAGCUGAACCCUCUGAAGAAGAAUCCGUGAAAUCAAAAUCAGGUGAAAUUUCUUAUUCGCUUGACAAUCCUAAAUCCCCUGAGCUUACCAUCCACCCCGACCAAAUCCAAAACGAACUCUAUCAACUCCACAAUACUCUUCCCAAAUUGAGACAUACCUUGACUUUGAUCCCCAGAGUUUUACCUUCAGCCCACAUCCUCCAAGUUUCACCUUCAGCUAAUGUUGCCAAUGUUCAACACCCCUUAGAAGCAAUAGAGGGAACCACCAAUUUUGCAAGUUUUGUGAACUCCCUAGAUACUUCUCUACAUUCGACAAUGCCACUUCUUUAUAUUUUUAAAGACUUUCAGAUAUUUUAUGAUAGCCUAGAUGACAUAUUGAAACUAUGUUUGUUAUGUUUCUCCGCAUUCCCUGAUAAUUCUGUUAUAAACAAGAGGGUCUUGAUCUAUUGGUGGAUCGGAGAAGGCUUCAUAGAGUCUCUUGAUAGGAGAGGAAAGACUGCAGAAAGCACUGCAAAUGAGAUUUUGAAUGCACUCGCGGCGAAGGGCUUCAUCGAGCCUGUCUAUAGAAAGAGGCACCCAGAAGUCCAUAGAUACAGAGUGCACCCUUUAAUCCGUUUUAUGGUGGUUGUGCUUGCCCGAAAAGCAAAAUUCUUUGAUAUAGAUGACGCAGGGUGUUUCGUCACAAACACCGACGUUUCUAAGGCGUCUCUCAAGGCAUGCUUGGUAAGAACUGAAGAAGGAUCUUCCCAGCAUAUGCUGGGGGACAGUCUUACACUGAAGAAACUGGACACAUUGUUCAAUGUCAAUGAAUCUUACCUAGAUCUCCAAAGCCACUGGUUCGCGAAGUUAGAAGUUGUCAGAAUUCUUCAGCUAGGGAGGUGGCAAACCUCUAUCAAGCAUCACAUCGAAGUAAGUAACACGGACUUCUUAAAAAGUUUGAGUAAUAUGAAAUAUCUUAGGUACUUGAGCCUGCAAGGAAUCUCUAGAAUUCCAGAGCUUCCAGUUUCGUUCUCCAACCUCACCAACAUGAAGGUCCUAAACCUUAGGGCAUGUCACAAUUUGGAAAAGCUCCCAGAUGGAAUAGGAAAGCUCAAGAAUCUAACACACUUGGACAUCUCCGAGUGCUACUUGAUAGUCCAUAUGCCGCAGGAACUUGCUUUGCUCACCCAACUCCAAGUCCUUAAGGGGUUUGUCAUUUGUGACCUCAAAAGUGUCGAACAUGAUGUCUGUAGGCUUAUUGAAUUAUCACAUCUGAAGAAGUUGAGAAAAUUGAGUCUCUAUAUCAGCGGGGAGCCUAAUGACACAUGCAUGACCUUCUCUCUCUCCACAGGGUCAAAACCCAGCUUGCCCAUGGCUGCCACUCCAGGUGCCGUCGUUGUCACCGGCGACCAACACCACCGGUAG